UAUAAGCGCAAGUCCGGCCUCUUCCUUGUAGUGCCGCCGGGAUCGCUGGCCGAGGAGGUUGCGUAGCUGUCUCCGUGCUACUCGCGCUGUGGGCAUUACACGCUAGAGCCGAGUACGCGGACCGGCCAUCAUGUCACGUUACGGGCGGUAUGGAGGAGAAACCAAGGUAUAUGUUGGUAACCUGGGAACUGGUGCUGGUAAAGGAGAGUUAGAAAGGGCAUUCAGUUACUAUGGGCCCUUAAGAACUGUAUGGAUUGCCAGAAAUCCUCCAGGAUUUGCCUUUGUGGAAUUUGAAGACCCUAGAGAUGCAGAGGAUGCUGUUCGAGGAUUGGAUGGGAAAGUGAUUUGUGGUUCUCGAGUGAGGGUUGAACUGUCAACAGGCAUGCCUCGAAGAUCUCGUUUUGAUAGGCCACCUGCCCGUCGUCCCUUUGAUCCUAAUGAUAGAUGUUAUGAAUGUGGUGAAAAGGGACAUUAUGCUUAUGACUGUCAUCGCUAUAGCCGACGAAGAAGAAGCAGGUCACGGUCUAGAUCACAUUCCCGAUCCAGGGGAAGGCGAUACUCUCGCUCACGCAGCAGGAGCCGCGGAAGGAGGUCAAGAUCAGCAUCUCCUCGACGAUCAAGAUCUGUGUCUCUUCGUAGAUCAAGAUCAGCCUCACUCAGAAGAUCUAGGUCUGGUUCUAUAAUAGGAUCGAGGUAUUUCCAAUCCCGCUCAAGGUCGAGAUCAAGAUCCAGGUCUAUUUCCCGACCAAGAAGCAGCCGAUCAAAAUCCAGAUCUCCAUCUCCUAAAAGAAGUCGUUCCCCAUCAGGAAGUCCACACAGAAGUGCAAGUCCAGAAAGAAUGGACUGAAGUUCUCAAGUUCACCCGUUAGGGAAAAGUUAUUUUGUUUACAUUAUUAUAAGGGAUUUGUUAUGUCUGUAAAGUGUAACCUAGGAAGGAUCAACCAUCUAAUCAAAAUGGAUCUGGAUUAUUACUCUGUAAAAUUCACAGCAGUAAAUACUGUUUUUGUUGAAUGUAUUAACAUCUUAUGGUCUGAAAAUGUGGGGUUUUAUUUGAACGUUUAAAUAAAAUGUUUCUAACUAGA
Mastomys coucha (southern multimammate mouse) is the source of this 1082-nucleotide messenger RNA. It is a transcript of the gene Srsf7, whose product is annotated as serine and arginine rich splicing factor 7. The record is from RefSeq and is a predicted model, not a curated record. Gene Ontology annotation, molecular function: RNA binding; zinc ion binding. Gene Ontology annotation, cellular component: nuclear speck. The transcript is spliced from 8 exons. Bases 131 to 847 code for a protein of 238 amino acids. Gene Ontology annotation, biological process: mRNA splicing, via spliceosome. NCBI's taxonomy places the organism in Eukaryota, Metazoa, Chordata, Mammalia, Rodentia, Muridae.